UUGUUCGCGUGCGCGUUUAGCUUUUGUAUUUGUGUGUGUGUGUAGCGUCGACUUCGACGGUAACGCUAGCGGCAACGCCAACGCAACUGCGGCUGCCACUGCGCGACACUCUUAACCUAUUUUCUCGCGAACCGAACAUUAGUUACAAUUUUGUUGUGAUGUUGCGUGGCAGAUACGCGUCGGACACGGACGCUGCUUGCGCGGAUUCUAAGCCCACACACUUACACUAGCACACACAAAUACACACGCACGCACACACAUACAUAUACACUUACAGCAAUACACCAAUGCAGCAGUUGCGUGUAAAUUAGUUAGCAAAUCUAUGAAAAUGUGCUGCAUGUAAAAUAAUUAAAAAAAAAACCAAGUGAAGAAACAAACAAAAAAUUAAAGCAAGUGCUGCGCAAAAAUUAUUUGGCCAACAAUUCGGAUGUAUUGAAAUCCCUAAAAUUAAACUGAGAACGCAUCAAAUUGGAUUACACAAAGUUUUGGCUGCUGCAUUCGCUCUGUGAAAGGUACAACACUGAGCAAGGAGCGAUGGACCAGCAAUUUUGUUUACGCUGGAACAAUCAUCCCACAAAUCUAACCGGCGUGCUCACCUCACUGCUGCAGCGUGAGGCGCUCUGCGAUGUCACGCUCGCCUGCGAGGGUGAAACAGUCAAGGCACAUCAGACUAUACUGUCUGCCUGCAGUCCGUACUUUGAGACGAUUUUCCUACAGAAUCAGCAUCCACAUCCCAUUAUCUAUUUGAAGGAUGUGCGAUAUUCAGAGAUGCGCUCGCUGCUCGACUUUAUGUACAAGGGCGAGGUUAAUGUGGGUCAAAGCUCGCUGCCCAUGUUUCUCAAAACCGCCGAAAGUCUGCAGGUGCGCGGUCUUACAGACAACAACAAUGUAAACUAUCGCUCAGAUUGCGAUAAGCUGCGCGAUUCGGCCGCCAGCUCGCCCACUGGGCGUGUCUCCAGCUAUGGCGGCGGUAUGAGCGCCGAUGUGCGCGAUUCACGCGACUCGCUGCGCUCACGCUGCGAACGCGAUCUGCGCGACGAUCUGCAGCGCAGCAGCAGCAGCUUAAGUCUAAGCGAGCGCAGCUCUGCUGCCGCCGCUGCUGCGGCUGCGGCUGCUGCUGUUGCCGCCGCUGGUGGCAAUGUGAAUGCAGCUGUUGCUGCCCUGGGCCUUACGACAGGCGCCUCAGAACGAUCUCCUAGCGUCGGCAGCGCCAGUGCUGCUGCAGCUGCUAUGGCCGCCGCAGUGGCGGCCGCUGCCAACAGGAGCGCCAGCGCAGAUGCGUUGAAUAGUCGCGGCGACGCUUGCAGCGAUCGUGGCAGUGAUCGUGGCACGCUGGAACGUGCAGAUAGCCGAGAUGAGCUAAUGCAGCUGGACUACAGUACUAAGGAUAACAACAAUAGCAACAGUAACAACAACAAUAACAACAGCAACAGUACCAGCAACAACAAUAACAACAACAACAACAGCAGCAGCAACAACAACAACAACAACAAUCGAGAGCGCAACGAUAGCAGCAGAGAUAGAGAUCGUGAGCGAGAGCUGAGCACAACGCCAGUCGAUCAGCUAUGUAGUAGUAAGCGCAGACGUAAGAACUCAUCAUCCAACUGUGAUAAUUCGUUGUCCUCGAGCCAUCAUCAAGCGAAUGCGGCCCACAUGCAGGACAGACACUACGCACAGGACUCACAGGCAAAUUUUAAAUCGAGUCCCGUGCCCAAGACAGGCGGCAGCACAUCAGAGUCAGAGGAUGCGGGCGGCGGCGGCGGCGGUCGACGCGAUUCGCCGCUAUCGAUGACAGUCGGACAUUUGGGCGGCGGCAAUGUGGGCGCGGUUAGCACACUGAGCAGUCUUAGCCAAUCGCUGAGCAUUAAACAGGAGCUCAUCGAUGCUCAGCAGCAGCAACAUCGCGAGCAUCACGUGGCAUUGCCACCCGAAUACUUGCCGAGCUCAGCCGCUCUGAAAAUGCAUGCGGAGGAUAUGUCCACAUUGCUAUCGCAGCAUGCGCUGCAGGCCGCCGAUGCGCGUGAGGAGCACAACGAUGCCAAGCAGUUGCCAUUGGAUCCCACAGACAACAUUGACGGUCGCGUUAAAUGUUUUAACAGCCACAAGCCGCAGCAUGAGGCUGAAAAUGAGCUGCAAGAAGUUGAGGCGCAACAUUAUCAACAUAUGGCGCCCAAAUAUAGACGCGCCAUAAUCUAUGCGCCGCAUGAUGAAGUCGAGGCAAGCAGCACGGACAUUUAUAUGGACAGCAGCAGCUAUAACUGCGAAUACAAAUGCAAGGAGCGCAAUAUGCGCGCCAUACGCUGCAAUCGUUACCAUGCGCAUCCAUUGGCAGCAGCGCCGCAAACAGCUUUGAAUCUGGGACGCGACACUAUAUGCGCUGCUGAGGCAGCUUAUUCACCCACAGUGUCAAGCUAUCGCCAGCAGGAGCAGCCGCAUCUGAGCUAUGCCUCACCCAAUGGCGAACUGUCGCAUAGUUAUGUGCCUCAUCGACAGUCGCCGCCGCCGCAGCCGCCGUCGUCGCAUCAGCCGCUUUAUCAGCCCACUGCUGCUAUUGUCGCUACACUUUCACCUCAGCCCAGCUCUUCAUCUGCCACUGGCAGCAACAACUCUGCGUCCGCUGCUGCUGCUGCUGCUGCUGCCGCCUCAGGCUCUGUUGCUGCAGCAGCAGCAGCUGCCGCCGCCGCCAAUCGUCGCGAUCACAACAUUGACUACUCCACGCUGUUUGUGCAACUCUCUGGCACGCUGCCCACGCUUUAUCGCUGCGUCAGCUGCAACAAGAUCGUGUCCAAUCGCUGGCAUCAUGCCAACAUACAUCGUCCUCAGAGUCACGAGUGUCCUGUGUGUGGGCAAAAGUUUACGCGUCGCGACAACAUGAAGGCGCAUUGCAAGAUCAAGCAUGCGGACAUCAAGGAUCGCUUCUUUAGCCACUAUGUACAUAUGUGAUCACUUCUCUAGAUAAUUGUUAAACGAUAUUAAUCGAACGAUUGUUGUGUGGCAAUCUGCAGUUUAGUUAGUUAGUUAGCGCCCUAAGAGUUUCAGCUCCAACUCUCUCAAAAAAAAUAACUAAUGGUUUUCAAAUCUUUAAACUACAAUAUUUACAAACAACCUUAACAAUCUAUUAUAUACGUAAUAUUAUCGGCGUACGAUAUUUUAUGCACGUAGUUGAUUUUAAAAAAGACUUUUCUAUUAUUAUUAUAACCUUUAGAUGCUUUUUACUACAAACCGUAUGGUAUUUCGUAUAUAUGCCAAAAAAAAAUACCGUUACCAGUACUUAAGAACAGAAGAGAACUUUUAAAAGUAUUACAUUAGAAUUCCACGAGCAAGGAAAUAGUCAAAUUUGAAUUUCCUCAAAGCAGCAGCAAACAGUUUUAAUUUUUAUUUAAUUAACGGCAUAG
Molecule: messenger RNA, 3395 nt
Organism: Drosophila busckii
Lineage: Eukaryota; Metazoa; Arthropoda; Insecta; Diptera; Drosophilidae
Gene: fru
Product: sex determination protein fruitless
Exons: 8
Coding region: 535-2943 (802 amino acids)
Biological process (GO): regulation of transcription by RNA polymerase II
Cellular component (GO): nucleus
Molecular function (GO): protein binding
Source: RefSeq, a predicted model, not a curated record